Messenger RNA from Phyllostomus discolor (pale spear-nosed bat), 4373 nucleotides. RefSeq names its product solute carrier family 25 member 51 (gene SLC25A51). The transcript has 4 exons. NCBI's taxonomy places the organism in Eukaryota, Metazoa, Chordata, Mammalia, Chiroptera, Phyllostomidae. Bases 1082 to 1975 code for a protein of 297 amino acids. The record is from RefSeq and is a predicted model, not a curated record.
UACAGGAGAGGCGUGGGGGCGGCGGCGUCUCCUUCACGUGAUAGGGUUCGGAGUGCGCAAGCGCGUCAUGCUACGCCCCGCGAACUGGGGGUCGGUCAAGGUCUGCGCCUGCGCGGGCUCCAGAGCUCGCCGAUCCGCCGGCCGGCGGCUAUCAGGCGUGGAGCCAGGCGCCCGCGGCGAUGGGUGAGUGCGAGAAGAACGCGAGAGGGGAGCACGAGGUUUCCCUCGGCCUCAUGGUGGAGGACGUGGACGCACGGAGAAGGAUCUGACCGAGGAGGCCGCCGGGCCUGGUCCCGAAGCACGUUCGCACAGCCCCCCCGCGACGCCGGUUCAGUUCUCCGCUCCCGAGGUUCGCGGCUCCCGGCGUCCACGCCUGUUCCCGGGCUUCGCCGGGCCCGUGACGGGGUCUAGCUGCCGGAGCGAGCUUUUCCCGCGCAGAAAGGAGGCUGUGCGUUCUUUCGGGCGCGCCCCGAGUGGGGAGGUGCCGCGCUGCACGCUCAAGCUGCAGGGCGGGGAGGGGCCGGGCUCUGCUUGCGCCCCGGGAGAAGGGCGGUGCUGGGACGGCAGGAGGGCCCCCGCCCUCCGGGGUCUGGGAUUCCGGACCCCAGACUCUAUUGAACGUCGGAGACGGAAGGGGCAAUCCUGUCCAACUCCCUCGCCUCCUUGCCCGUCCUCUUCUCACAGAUUGGCCAAAUGGACGCCUGCAGAGAGGACACCCAAUUAUCAAAAUUGACUCCAGAAGAGAGAACCUAACAGACCAUUAACAAUGGAAGAAAUUGAGAACGUUAUCAAAAAGCUACCAUUCCUCAAAACACCAGGCCCAGAUGGUGUUACAGGCCCUGGCAACCACCGUUCUACUGUCUGUCUCUGAAUUGGACUGCUUUGGGUGCCUCGUGUGGGGAGUCACACGGUUACUUGUCCUUUCAUGACUGGCUUCUUUCACUUAGUAUCACAUCCUCAAGGUUCCAUCCCCAUGUGACGGGAUCCCCUUCCUUUUUGGAUAUAUGUCUAGAAGUGGGAUUGCUAGAUCAUAUGGUUAAAAAGAAUCCAUGAAGAAGAAAGAUCUUAAGCCACAAGCCACAUGAUGGAUUCAGAAGCUCAUGAAAAGAGGUCUCCCAUCAUAACAUCUUCCAAACAAGAUAUAUCACCUCAUAUUGCAGAUGUCGGUGAAAUUAAACAUUAUUUGUGUGGCUACUGUGCAGCUUUCAACAACGUAGCGAUCACAUAUCCCAUUCAGAAGGUCCUUUUUCGGCAACAGCUUUAUGGAAUCAAAACCAGGGAUGCAGUGCUUCAGUUGAGGAGGGAUGGGUUUCGAAACUUGUAUCGAGGAAUCCUCCCCCCGUUAAUGCAGAAGACCACGACGCUAGCACUUAUGUUCGGUCUGUACGAGGAUUUGUCCUGCCUUCUCCGGAAGCACACCAGUACCCCAGAGUUUGUAGCCCACAGCAUGGCAGCGUUGCUUGCGGGGACAACGGAAGCAAUUUUCACUCCAUUUGAAAGAGUUCAGACAUUGCUUCAAGACCACAAGCAUCAUGACAAGUUCACAAACACUUAUCAGGCUUUCAAGGCACUGAAGUGCCACGGAAUUGGAGAGUAUUAUCGAGGCUUGACACCUAUUCUUUUCCGCAACGGCUUCAGCAAUAUCCUGUUCUUUGGCCUCCGGGGCCCCAUCAAGGAGCACCUGCCGACCGCAACAACUCACAGCGCUCAUUUGGUCACCGAUUUUAUCUGCGGAGGGCUGUUGGGCGCCGUGCUGGGAAUCUUGUUUUUUCCACUUAAUGUUGUAAAAACUCGCAUGCAGUCUCAGAUUGGUGGGGAAUUCCAGUCUUUUCCCAAGGUUUUCAAAAAAAUCUGGUUAGAACGGGACAGGAAACUGACAAAUCUUUUCAGAGGUGCCCACCUGAAUUACCAUCGGUCCCUCAUCUCUUGGGGCAUAAUCAAUGCGACCUAUGAAUUCCUGUUAAAGGUUAUAUGAAAGAAAUCAUCAGUUAAGUGCCAUUUAUUAACUGACUAGACCUUCAAAGAAGAAAGCAGUUUGGCCUCGUCCCUAAUUGGCCAAAUGUCAGUUGGUGUCAUAAGUUCAGGGCACAGUGAAUUACAGGCAAAGCUGUUCUCCUUAAGCACCAACAAAUUCAGAAUAAAAUGUUUCAGUAGGAAAAUUUAAGGGUUUGGGGGUUUAGGGUUCUGGCUUUUGUUCUGAUUAUUACCUGGGAACUUGAGGCUCAUUGCCUUGUUAAGACCUCGUUAUCUGAUGCAUCAUUUUUGACAAGGGAACUCAUAGCUGCGGUGGUCUUCUUGUCCGGAGUCUCCAACCCUCCAUAUAGAGAUGUCAGUGGCCAUGACCAGCUGGAGAAAAGGCUCUUAGGGCCCCUCGAAUUCUCAGGCUUGCUUUUAUUACUCCAUUUCUUGCUUCUCUGUUCUUAGAAGUUGUAAAAAGUAGUCUUCUUUGCUAAACGUAAGCAUAUACACCAGAGGACAAAGGAGCAGGACAGAGAAGAAAAGAGCUUAAUAGGCCUAGGCUUUUUGUGAUAAAUUGCUUGUAUUCGUUUCUGAAACAAAGCACCUGUCGGGUGGUCAUUACCAGACUCUUUCUGUUCAGACAUGGUAGACUCGAGCAGGCAGUGAAAGCUCCCAUUUUGCUUUCUAGGUUUCAAGUUUUCUGCUUAGUUCUGAAUGUGACCUUAAACCUGCCCAUAAUAACCUUAUGUUGAUUUCAUAGCCAAAAGAAGGGGAGACUUAAAUUUUGUCAUAAGCAUUUCAUCCUAAGUUUUAUGUUAAUUUCAUUCAAAUCAAAUUCUCUCUAGUUCAAUGUCUUUUUUUUUUAAGAUACUAUUUAUUUUUUUAGAGAGAGGGGAAGGGAGGGAGAAAAGGAGAGACAUCAGUUUGUUGCCUCUCAUAUGUACCCCAAACGGGGACCAAACCUGCAACUCAAGCAUGUGCCCUGACCCGGAAUCGAACCGGUGACCUUUCGUUCUGCAGGACAGUGCCCAACCAACCAAGCCAUCUGGUCAGGGUUCUUUAGCUCAGUUUCUUUGAAUUAUUGUUGCCAACUUAGUAAACAGCUUUGACUAUUUUUUCCCUUUGGAUAGUAGUUUGCCUUAUUCAAGUAUUCCAUUCUCUUGAAACUCCUUUUAAAAAAGAAAAACACUGCCAUAAAAUUUUAUUUUGGAAGUCUAAGAGGAUCUCAUUUUUUUUUUUCUGGUUUCUAAAUGUUUUGGGGGAGGGAAAUCAGGAUAGCUUUCACCUCGCAGUGUUCGUGCUUUUUUUUACUUUGGAAACAGAAACUUCUAUUAGGAUUUUUACAUUUUGGGAAUCCAGUUUUACCCUUUUCUCAUUAAAGCAGUUUGAGAGGAUAAAAUCUAAACAGGUAUUUGAAGGAUUAAUUUUAAAUUUCUAGAAGUUGGUAAAAUAGCUGGUUAGAUUGAUUACUCAUGCCUUACCUAGCAAGAAUUUCUUGUCAAAGGACAUAUUUUAAAAUGUUUUUUCCAGAUAAGGCAAAAUGGCUCAUAUACCAGUUGAAUAAUUAAUAAAACACAGAAAACAUCUAGAAAAGCCGUUUAUCUUCUAAAAACCGAUGUCUGUAAAUACGUGAUCAAGACAGUUCUCCGGCAUCUGACAUGGUAGAGUAGCUAGGUUUCUUACUGCUAGUUUUUCAUCGUUCUGGGUAAUUGCAUAUGGAAAUGUGCACACUGACCAAAAUAAAAUCAGGGUCUCAAUUGGUAGUUUACUCAGUUUCUGGGCAGAUAGUCCAAAAAAAGAUGUUUACCUCUACAUGCAGUAUGGCUGGACAAAUAAAAUAAACAUCCUUCAAACCAAAAGGAUUAGAAAGUGUAAUCAAGCAUUUGUUAGACAGUAAUCAAGCUCAGGAGAUUUACAACUGCUCUGUUUGACAAUGUGCUAGAUGGCAGUUUACUUUAGCAACACAGGUGCAAAUGUAAAAAUUUCAGAACACAGUGUCACCAAAUAAAUGUGAGUAGCCUGUCCAUAAAUAGAGUCAGGUCAGGAUUUGAAGCGGCUCUUUCUGAAACAAGUGACAGUAGUACUGUGGUGCCUGGCCCCUCGUUCGUGUGUGUGUGUGUGUGUGUGUGUGUGUCCGUCCGUCCGUCCCUGAGAACUCCUGGGCAUGUCUCGGUGCUCAGCAUGUGGGAGGCGCGUGAGCCUGGGGUCAAGUCCUGGGGAACAGCCCCCAUGGGCCUUGGGUUCCACGGGGCUUUCUUCUGUUUGUACACUCCAUGCAGGUGGUAGAAAUCUUAAGUUCUAAAGCACUUUUGUGAAAUACAAGAAGUGAGAAUUGGAAGGAGGAUGCUUUGAUUUCUGCUGUCUCAAAUAUGUGGCAUUUACAAACAAUAAAUAUUUUUAAUGGUUUUAACUCA